UCUAACAUACAUUUCGCUAUAUCUGACAGCGUGACAAGUCGCUGACAUGUUGUUCGCUGGCAUCUUUAUUUUGCUUACAAUUCUCUGCUGCUCUCUUUACAUUCUGCGAUUGUAUUCCAAGGCUUUGGCAAAUUUUAGCCACCUACCAUGCAUGAAAAGUUGGCCUAUAAUUGGUGACAUACCGAAGUUACUGGGAAAUAACCGAGACUUUUACAACAGUAUGGCGAAAUAUACAACUGAAUAUCGCGAGCCUGGUAUAUUGUGCUUCUGGCUUGGUAUCCAACCAAUUGUUGUAGUUUUUAAAGAUGAAUAUGUACAGGAAGUAAUCGGCAACACGAAACACAUUGAAAAAAAUAUGUUCUAUAAAUUCUUAUAUCCCUGGUUAGGAAAUGGCCUGCUAACUAGUGGAGGAUCAAAAUGGUUCAAAUCGAGGAAAAUGUUAACACCAUCCUUUCAUUAUAAUAUCUUGAACAGUUUCCUAAUUGUUAUGCAGAACCAAUCAAAUAUAUUAUGUAACAAACUGGACGAAAUGGUUGGUAAGGGCGAGUUCAAUAUUCGCCCUUAUAUUACAAAUUCUACAUUGGAUAUUAUAACAGAAACUGCCAUGGGUCAAUGUGUGAAUGCACAAGAUGACCAAAAUCCAGAAUACAUUCAAAGUGUUAACAGAAUAUCCGACAUCAUUAUUUACCAAUCAAAGUCUCCAUGGUUGUGGCCAGCUUUUCUUUUCAACUUGCAUCCUUUGGGAAGAGAAGCAGCCAAAUGUUUAAAAUAUCUUCACAGUUUUACCGAUAAGGUGAUUGAAGAGCGCAAAACACUUUAUCUAGAAAGCCUUCAGAAAAACUCCGACAAUAAAGAUGAUGAGACGCUCGGAAAGAAAAAAAUGGCUUUCUUGGAUACUCUCCUUGAUAAAUUGCACGAAGGAGAAAUAGACAAAAAGGAUCUGAGAGAAGAAGUGGACACAUUCAUGUUCGAAGGUCAUGAUACAACGGCUGCAGGAAUUAACUGGACAUUAUACUUCAUAGCUGCUUAUCCAGAUGUACAAAAGAAGUUACAGAAAGAAUCGAUGAUUUAUGGUGAAUCUGAAGAAGUCACACUGUCAAACCUUAAGAAAUUGACCUAUUUGGAUUGUGUUAUCAAGGAAGUGCAACGUCUUUACCCAUCAGUACCACUUAUUGGGCGACUAGCUGCUGAGGAUUUUAAAAUUGGUCCUUAUGGGAUAAAAAAAGGUUCCCAUGUAUUUGUAGGCAUAGGUCCUUUACAUAGAGAUCCAAAUGUCUACCCAGACCCGAGCACGUUCGAUCCCGAUAGAUUUCUUUCAGAAGAUAAUGACAGACAUCCGUAUGCCUUUAUACCAUUCUCAGCAGGACCUCGUAACUGCAUAGGACAAAAGUUCGCCAUGCUAGAAGAGAAAAUAGUAUUAUCACGAAUCAUCCAAAAAUUUAAUCUUGAAACAACACAGACACUAGAAGAGCUUGAGCCAACUUUUGAUUUGGUACUCAAACCUUUUGCUGGCGUUCGUGUCAAACUUAGCCAUCGAUGAUUGUUGUAAUAAUGUCCAUCCGCAUUCGAUUCUGGGAUGUCUGGAGACGUUAUUUCAAUUAAUAUAUUUUCUUUUGAAUAUUUUAAAAAUAAGAAAUCAAUAUUCAGAAUAAAAGUUUUUUCAAGCUGAACUAGGUAUGAAUAACUGCUUGUGUGACUUUCAAGUAUGUAUGCUAAUAUUCAAUAAGACAUUUGAAACUUAUCUUUUCUCUUUACGAAAAAGGAUCGCGUAAUCGAAACAUUAAAUUGUGUCUAUACUCAAUCAAUUCACUGCAGUCUUUUAUGAACACUUCUGUAAAAGUUUUGAUGAUGCUCAACACCUCAAUUUUGCUGUCAUACUAUAUUUUAAUCGUUCGAUAUAUUUUAAAUACGUAAAACAGCGUUUUGACUCGGUUUCAAUACUCGAUUGCAGUUGUUACUCAUCCGUUAUAUUGCUCAUGUUUCACAGAAUAUCUAGUCACUCAAUCCCAUCUACUUUAACUAAAAAUUUUGGAUCUUUUCGGUUUGACCGGCAGCUUUUUAAAAUAAUUUCCACGUAACUAAACACUUUUAAACUUCGUAUACUGGUAGAAUGUGUUUAUAAAACAUCUUUUUCU
Molecule: messenger RNA, 2135 nt
Organism: Octopus sinensis (East Asian common octopus)
Lineage: Eukaryota; Metazoa; Mollusca; Cephalopoda; Octopoda; Octopodidae
Product: cytochrome P450 4V2-like
Molecular function (GO): oxidoreductase activity, acting on paired donors, with incorporation or reduction of molecular oxygen; heme binding; iron ion binding
Source: RefSeq, a predicted model, not a curated record